Messenger RNA from Alligator mississippiensis (American alligator), 7670 nucleotides. RefSeq names its product nuclear factor of activated T cells 3 (gene NFATC3). The coding region runs from base 893 to 4270 and encodes 1125 amino acids. The transcript has 14 exons. NCBI's taxonomy places the organism in Eukaryota, Metazoa, Chordata, Crocodylia, Alligatoridae. Gene Ontology annotation, biological process: cytokine production; calcineurin-NFAT signaling cascade; regulation of transcription by RNA polymerase II. Gene Ontology annotation, molecular function: transcription factor binding; RNA polymerase II cis-regulatory region sequence-specific DNA binding; DNA-binding transcription factor activity, RNA polymerase II-specific. The record is from RefSeq and is a predicted model, not a curated record. Gene Ontology annotation, cellular component: transcription regulator complex.
CACCCCCUCCCCCCACUCGUCUGCCUCCUCAAGACUGAGCUCCAGCCAGUUCAUUUUCAUCUAUGCCCUAGUCACAUCUAUUCUUUAGGAAAAAGGCUUUUCAACAAGAGUCUACAUGACCUUGGAUUUAGAGUUAAAAGCAGGCUCCAGGCCAAGUAGGAGUGAGCUCAUUUUCAAGGAUUGGGCCUCUUUGGAGAGUGGGAGUUAGCUGUCCUGUUAUGUUCAACCUGGCUGCUGUCCUCAUAAGGAUGACAAGUAAAGCAGCUAUUCCUAGGCCGAGCUGGUCUGCAGGGAAUUGCACAAUUAACCAGUUAAUUGCACAAGAGCUCUAAAGCAGAGGGGCGGCGCAGACUCCGAGCUGGUAUUUACAGCCCGAUGACGGUGACCAUUCCGCCAUUCCAGCCACCAAGCAGCCUUGGCCGGGAAGAGCAGGGCGCGUCACCUGACGGCGGGAGCACGGGGGCCCUUUCCGGGCCACACGGACUUCGCUCGCUGCAGCGCGUGCACCCCAGGGCUCCUAUGACGUUGCAGUCCAUGAGGCCUUCGCCCGCCGCCAGAGCGAGUCUGCACCGCGGCCCCGCCCCCCACGGCUGAGCGCGAAGCCUACAGCUCCCAGCAGCCCUCGGGGCAUCACGCGCCACUUCCCCCCCCGCGCCGCUGCCUACGUCACCAGGCAAACGCAGCGUGGGAGCCCCGCGAGCGGGGCGGGGCCAGAGCGCGGCGGGGGGCGGGGCCGGGCUGGCCCCGUGAGUGACAGGCGAGGCCGAGUGAGGAGCCGCCGGUGCCGGUCGCGGUCGCGGUGCCAUGAGGCAGCCCUGAGCGCCGCGGCGGGGCCCAGCGCAGCCCGGCGGAGCGCGGCCCGGGGUGUCGCCGCGCCCCCGCCGCCAAGCCGAUGACUGCGGCAAACUGCGGCGCCACCGACGACUUCGACUUCAGGCUGAUCUUCGGGGAGGACGCGCAGCCCGGCCCGGGGCCGCCGCCGCCGCUCGGGCCGCCCGAUCUCGAACCAGAUGACUGUGCAUCCAUAUACAUCUUUAAUAUAGACCAGCCAUCAUCAUCUGUAAAUCAGCCAAUUUGUAUCCCUCGCCAUGGAUUGCAACCACACCCCUCUCCUCUGUCCCCACCUGCCAGAUUACAAGGUCAUAAAAACUAUGAAGGGACUUGUGAGGUACCAGAAUCCAAAUACAGCCCACUAGGUGGACCCAAACCAUUUGAGUGCCCUAGUAUUCAAAUUACAUCUAUAUCUCCUAAUUGUCAUCAAGGAAUUGAAGCCAGCGAGGAUGACUUGCACACAAAUGGCACAGAAAAUGAAUAUAUGGAAAGGCCUUCAAGGGACCACCUAUAUCUUCCUCUUGAGCCAUCAUACAGGGAAUCAUCCCUUAGUCCAAGCCCUGCCAGCAGCAUUUCCUCCAGGAGCUGGUUCUCAGAUGCUUCCUCUUGUGAAUCCAUUUCUCAUGUUUAUGAUGAUGUAGACUCUGAGCUUAAUGAAGCUGCUGCUAGAUUUACCCUCGGAUCUCCUUUGGCAUCUCCUGGCGGUUCUCCAAGAGGUCCAGGGGAUGACACUUGGCAACAGCCUUAUGGAUUUGGGCAUGCCUUAUCACCUAGACAAUCUCCUUGUCAUUCUCCUAGAACUAGUAUUACAGAUGAAAACUGGCUAAGCCCAAGACCACCAUCAAGGCCCUCUUCAAGACCUACAUCCCCCUGUGGGAAGCGGCGACACUCCAGUGCCGAGAUUUGUUAUGCUGGUUCUCUGUCUCCCCAUCAUUCUCCAACUCCAUCACCUGGCCACUCUCCCAGGGGAAGUAUAACAGAAGAUACGUGGCUAAAUACUUCUCUUCAUAGUGUACAAGGUCUUAAUUCUGGCCUGUCACCAUUUCAGUGUUGUACAGAGACUGACAUCCCUCUUAAAACAAGAAAGACCUCUGAGGAUCAAACUGCCACUUUAUCAGGAAAAAUAGACCUCUGUUCUGAAGAACAGGGUAGUUUAUCACCAUCCCUUGAAACUGCAGUGGAUGAUUGCUCAGGAUCGCAACACGUGUUAAAAAAGGAUUUGCCUACUGACCAAUUCCUCUCUGUUCCUUCGCACUUUACUUGGAACAAACCAAAGCCUGGCCAUACUCCUAUUUUUCGUACAUCUUCAUUGCCACCACUAGACUGGCCUUUACCAAGUCGUUAUGAACAAUGUGAGCUGAAAAUAGAAGUGCAGCCUAAAACUCACCAUAGGGCUCAUUAUGAAACUGAAGGCAGUAGAGGAGCAGUAAAAGCAUCCACAGGUGGACACCCUGUCGUGAAGCUCCUGGGCUACAACGAAAAACAAGUAAACCUACAGAUGUUCAUUGGCACAGCAGAUGAUCGCUACUUACGACCUCAUGCAUUCUACCAGGUGCACCGAAUCACUGGGAAAACAGUUGCUACUGCUAGCCAAGAGAUAAUAAUUGCCAGCACAAAAGUUUUGGAAAUUCCACUUCUUCCUGAAAAUAAAAUGUCGGCUAGUAUUGAUUGUGCAGGUAUUUUGAAACUUCGCAAUUCAGAUAUAGAGCUCCGUAAAGGAGAGACAGAUAUUGGAAGAAAGAACACCAGAGUGCGUCUUGUGUUUCGAGUUCACAUCCCACAGACUGGUGGAAAAGUCUUGUCUCUACAAACCGCUUCCAUACCUGUUGAAUGCUCUCAGCGAUCUGCUCAAGAACUUCCUCAGAUUGAAAAAUACAGCAUCAACAGUUGUUCUGUAAAUGGAGGCCAAGAAAUGGUUGUGACUGGAUCUAAUUUUCUCCCAGAAUCAAAAAUCAUAUUUUUUGAAAAAGGACAAGAUGGUCGACCUCAGUGGGAGGUAGAAGGGAAAAUAAUUAGGGAAAAGUGUCAAGGGACUAACAUUGUUCUUGAAGUUCCUCCAUACCAUAACAAAGCCAUUACAGCUGCAGUCCAGGUGCAGUUUUAUCUUUGCAAUGGCAAGAGGAAAAAAAGCCAGUCUCAACGAUUUAAUUACACACCAGUUGUAAUGAAACAAGAGCACAGAGAUGAGAUGGAUUUGUCUGCCGUUCCAUCUUUGACCCUGCCUCAUACUGGUAGCGUUCAGGGCCUACAUUCUAUCCGAACUCAGCUGCCUUCAUCAGAUCCAGGGCACCCACAUGAUAGUUUACUGUCUACGUCACCCAGGAGCCUUGUGUGUCCUGUUCAGCAGCCAUAUACAUCCAUGGUGACCUCAGCAGUUCCCCAUCUGUCUCACAUUCAAGGUAGAACCAUCAGUCCAGGUGAGGAGUGUCAUGUUUUGCCUCCUGCUGUGGUUCAGUCUUUUCAAGUAACAUCAGCACCUCCAGUGAGGCCUUCUUACCAGCCUAUGCAAACUAAUGUUAUAUAUAAUGGACAAUCUGGUCUUCCCAUGAACUCUGCUUCUAGCCAAGGAUUUGAUGCUAUUUCAUUUCAACAAGAUGCAGCUAUACCUCAUUUGAUAAAUCUUAGCUGCCAACCUCUGACACCCAUGCAGUUCCAUUCUUCAAAUCCAGGGUCAGUGGCAACUUCAACUACAGCAGGACAUUCUUUGGCACACCCAGCUCAUUCAGGACCAUCAUCCCCUCACCUGCAGUCAAUGGGAUACCAUUGUCCAAACACUGGACAAGCUUCUGUCUCCUCAACAAUGAACCGGAGCCUUGGACAACCUUCCUCUCAGCUGCAGCAAGUCACAUACCAUUCAUCAAACCCAGGGUCUGCUUCAUCACCAUCCCCAACAACUUCCCAUCCUUUGGUCCAUUCACCACUGUCCGGACCAUCUUCUCCACAGCUACAGUCUAUGCCUUAUCAGUCUCCUAGCUCAGGACCUGCACCAUCGCCACCUCCAACAUCUGUAAGUCACUCUGGACAACAUUCUCCUCAAGCACAUAGUCCAGGAUUGGGAGGUCUUAAUGCAACUUCUUCAUUAGUACAUCACAGUGUAUGCGAUUCAUCUCCAUUUUCAUCAGAUGCGGCAGCUAUUAACAUCAAACCAGAACCUGAAGAUAGAGAGUUAAAUUUUCAAACAAUAGGAUUGCAGGACAUCACACUAGAUGACGACAGUUUUAUCUCUGACCUGGAAUACCAGCCAUCAGGUUCAGCAGAGAAAUGGACUCAACUUUCAGCAUUCAUAUCCAACUCGUAUGUGGAAAAUCUAGAGGUGAAUGAGAUCAUAGGAAGAGAUAUGUCACAGAUCUCCGUGACACAUGGAGCAACAGUGGCCAGCCAAUCUCCACAUGUAUGCCCUGGAUCUCUGGAGACAGAAAUAUUGGAUGAAGUCCAAUAGUGGAUAAGCUUACAACUAAACACCUAAGGAAUUCUGCAGUUUUCUCUGAAAAAAAUCUUUAUCCCCCUUUCUUACACUUUUACUGUGCUUCCAACUCUGUGGCCUUUAUGAACUGGAACAGCAGAUCCUUGCAUAGCCCUUUUAGUGGGUUACACUUUUAAUGUGGAGUGAGAGCAUUUUUAAUUCUAGUUCCUCAGAUGCUGUAAAAAGUGACUUGGUGAAUGGACAUAAGCAAUGAGAUGUUUUAACUGUUUAAACAUUAAAUGCAAGCUUUGCUUUUUUGCAUUUGAAUAUAGAGUACUUUUAUAUUGUAAGUGCUUCAAAAGUGUGGAGAUGUUAGAUUUGCUCUUAUAAUAUUCACAGUACUGAAUGUGAAAAAAAGAUUUAAUAUGCAUCUUCAGUGUUCUGCUUUCCCUUAGAAAAGGUAGUAUAGUUGUAAUUGAUGAUUUGUACACCUUUUAGUCAUUUUGGAAAGCCUUUAAGCUUAUAUUGUUUAACAGAUAAUUUUUUACAAUGAAAAAUCUUCCAGAGGCAAAACAUAAUAGUCAUCCUAAGCCAAUGCCUUGGAAGCCAUUCUGUAUAAAAUACUUUAUAGUUUUCUUUCUUAGAUUCAUAGGAAGCAAAGCCAAAUGUAGAUCUGCACUUCUUUAUAAAAUGAAAAUGCAAUUUGAUAGGCUACAAAGAGACCAUUCCAUCAUGGAAGUGUUCGGGACAGAAAUGACAUUCCAAAAAUUUAUCUUUUAUAACUUUAUGGAUAAUCUUCCUGUGCUUUGUUAGCACAGACUUCUUACUGAAAUACCGUUUUUCAUAGAAAUGUUAUAUUUGUAAUGAGAGUUGAGAACUAGAAUUUUAGAGUAAAGAACAUUAAUGUCAAAGCCAUGUUAGAAGAGGGUAAAUUUUUCAUAUGUGAAGACAAUUUAGGUGUCUGUUAUCCCUAUGGAAUAUUGUUUUAAGAUCAGUGUUCAAUGGCAGUAGUUUUCCAUGCGCCAGGUAACUUGCUCACAUUCAUAUUUUAUAUGCUGUCUAAACAAUGCCACUUUGAAAUGCAGUUGAUGAAAUUAUAUUAUACACUUAAAAUUGGACUGCUAGACACUUGAACUUGCUAAAACAAGUUUGCUGUGCUUUAACAGUAGUAUAUAAACUAAUUUGCCCACAUUUAAUGGUAAAUUUGUAAAACAGGACUUACUUCACAGUCAAAUAUGUAACACAGUGUCUUGUGGCAUUAAUCUUACAGAUCAUGUGAAAGGAUGCAUUUCCCUCAUGUACUUACUUAAUCUGAUAGUACUGUUUACACUAUACGGUUCUUAAAAUCUUGGGCCUCUAUGAUUAGAAACCUAGGCAAGGACCCAUAACUGCCUACUUAGGCCACAUUAUGUAUUUCCCAAGAGGUCAUAGUUUACAGACCUUUCCAAUGGAACAUACAGGGUGUACAAAAAGUAAGUCAUAUAUAUAUAUCUCAAAAUAAGCUCCAAAGUACACUGUACUUCAGAUUAUUUUUAAUUUAUAGGCCAUUUUUAGUUCCUCAGUUGAAUGAACCUUACGUUCUAGUGAAAAAAAGCAGCAAAUACAUUUGGCCUUAAUUAUUCAAAUAUAGGGAGGGAAGGGGGAAUCAUGCUGAAAUUAGUUCAGGUAUUUCAGGGAAUUUUCAAUAAAUUUAAUGUAGGUAGACAUGUGUCCUCUAUGUCUCACUUUUAGAGAAAUGAAUCUACCAGCUCAAGUUUUGACAUUUUACUUAUCUGAUUUUAUAGAAAUGCAGUAAAACACAAAAGAAAAAGCCUUAAAUUAACAUCAUUAUUGAGUUCAUUGUGAAUCCAUUAAAGUAAAUAUCCAUUUUGUGAUACCUAUAUGUUGACAAAGCAGCCUAGGGAAAUUUUACAUGGACCCUCUUGUAAAUGAAUCAUCAAUUUAUUCACAUAAAUGUGAAUAUAAUAUCCUAGCAAAACUGUUAAACUGGAAAUACCAUGCCUUUAUAUUUGUUGGAUCAUGGACCUUUAGAAGACCUACAUUUUAAAUGGAUAAAAUUGAAAUUUUCUUCCAUGAAUUACUGUGUUUAAACAAACUAGUGGCUUUUAAAAAUUCAACAAAGGGUCAUUGUGUUGGGGGCUCAGAACUUUAAAAUUUGAAAUAAGUUUAUGCAAGGCCACUUUACUUGUACAUACAUUUCUGAAAAACUGUACUCUGGGAAACUAAGCAUCCUUUCAGUGAACGUACUGUAAAAAUAUAUAAAUCUCAAAAUCCAAAUAAGUUCUUUUUGGCAGUUCUUUAAAGGGUGAUAUUAAAACUAUCCCUCACUGGUGCUUCUUUACUCUGUCCUCUACUCACAUUAAGUUUAAACAUCCUAAAAAGGGUUGAAGUGUUCAGAAAUACAGCUAGUUAUGUUUUUAUAACACUUUUUGAAACACUGUAAGCUGUGUAACUGUCUUUAGACUGUGUGCUGGUGGCAAGGUGUGUUCCAGUUUUCAUUAAUGUACCAGAUCUUCUGCAUUAAUCAAUAUUUUAGGGGAAUUCUAACUUAUGAGCUGUCCAUAAUGUGUGGGUUUUGUGCUCCUUACUGACUGGUACAGCCUCUUCUCCUUGCAAGUCCUGUUAGUGAGUAGCUGAAAUUCAUACUGUACCUAAAAUAUGGGAGCCCAUACAAUCCAGAGUUGCUAUGCACUAAAUCUUCUGAUGCCUUUAAAUACCUUGAUGCCUGUAGACAUAGAAAUGCUUUCCUAUUUAAAAAAAUAAAAAUAUAGCUUUGGUUACUAAAGCAGUUUUGUAUUUGCCUUGUAAAAGCUUCAAUACAAGGGUCUUAAUUUUUUUGGCUUGUGUGAUACUAUAGAUAAAGACUGUUAAUCUUGAGUAAUGUAGUGGUAUAAAAGCACACAAUCUCCAUUGGACUAUGCAAAUUUAAAUUUAUAACAGUACCCUGUAAUUUGAUAUUUUGUUGGCAUCCACUUUCUUGUCCAUCUUUUUCCCCCUGCCAUAACCACCUCCAAAACUCUGCUUUCCAGUUUGAUUUUUAGAUAUUAAAUCAAGGAAAGCCUCAUUGAUAAAAUUGCUUUUUUCUACAAAGAAGGUGGAGGAUCAAUGUUAGGAAUACAAAUCAAAGAAUGGUAUUUAGCACAUUAAAUAUGGUCUAUGAAUAAGUACCAUUUCUGAAAUUAACCUUAAAACUGGCAAUCAAUCAGACUUCCUCUAUUAAACCUUUCAUUAUAUCAGUGGAACUGCCAUUCUUUUUAAAACCAAAGAUUGAAGAGAUAAAAUGACAGCUUGUUCUGAUGCAAACAAUGCUUUGAAACUCUAUUUUUGAUACACAUAAUGGGUGUCAUUCCUUGAAGUUUGGAAAUCAUUCAGCAAAUUGAAGUUUUAUAUUUAAAAAUAUGGGACAAUAAAGAUUAAGUUCUAGAUGUUUACAGAG